ACCCGUCUCGAUUAGGGUUAUAAUUAAAAUCCAUCUACACCGUCGAAGCGAUACGCGCCCGAAUCACAGCCCUUAUUUGGACGUCUCCGUCUCUGUAAAUCCCGGCGAAGAUCGACGCCUAUUUCGCAGCCGCGAUCGCGUCGCCGCCUUCUUUCCUGUCGUCCUUUCUGUUGGCCUCCCUCCCGUGCCUCCGCCUCCGCCUCCGCCUCUGGUCGGGGACUUCGCUCAGCCUCCUGGUUCUGGUUAUCUGAUGGCUGGCGGUAACUUCUUGGGAAGAGUCAUCAGCUACGUCGUCAACGAGGUGGUCGUCGAAGGCCUCGCUAACAACCGUGCCUUUCAAAGGUUUGCCGUGAGAACUUCUAAAGCUAUAGAAGAUGUUUCUACUAAAGCUGCUCAGGCAAGAGAACGACUUGUUGCGCAACUGAAGGAUGCCACAAAAGAUGAUGAUUCCUUCAGGAGGCCUUGAAUACUUGAGAAGGUUCUUGUUAGAUCCAUGAAGUCAUAUUGUGAAGCUGUGUUAUGCCAGUAGACCAUGAUUUGUGCAGCCGCAGAAAGAAAUGCUUGUGGUGCUAUACCUGCUCGAUAGUUUUGUUCGUGAUGUAUCAACGGUCUCUUUACUGUAAUAGGUGCAAUAAAGUGUCAGAAAUUGAUGUAGUAAUACAAGUUAUUUUGCAACAUAAGAUGGUGGCAAUGAAAUUGCUACCAUGUGUUAUUCUUUUUCUUUUUUUUUUUUUUCUUUUUGUACCUCUAUUCCUUUCUGUGUUGAUUUUAACCUUGCACGUCGACCAGUUGCUGUGGCAAUGAAAUUAAGAUAUCAUGAUUAUAUAAUCA
This is a messenger RNA of Musa acuminata subsp. malaccensis (wild Malaysian banana), 831 nucleotides long. RefSeq lists its product as uncharacterized. Lineage: Eukaryota; Viridiplantae; Streptophyta; Magnoliopsida; Zingiberales; Musaceae. The record is from RefSeq and is a predicted model, not a curated record.